Messenger RNA from Zingiber officinale, 1874 nucleotides. RefSeq names its product hydroxycinnamoyltransferase-like. The record is from RefSeq and is a predicted model, not a curated record. Lineage: Eukaryota; Viridiplantae; Streptophyta; Magnoliopsida; Zingiberales; Zingiberaceae. The transcript is spliced from 3 exons. Bases 192 to 1520 code for a protein of 442 amino acids. Gene Ontology annotation, molecular function: acyltransferase activity, transferring groups other than amino-acyl groups.
CCGUCUCUUCGGCGCGCUCGAUCGUGUUUCUCCGGUCCUCCUUUUUUUUGGGUAUUUAAGGGUCCCUUGAUCCGCUCUGAAACCCAGCUCGCUUCGUUGAGCUGUUUGAAUUGAUCCGCUUUAGCUUUAUCUUCUUCCUCUCACCUCUGCAGGGCACAGAAGGCGCGUGAAGAGAAAUCUUGAUUGUAGCCAUGGUGGUGAUCAACGUGCGGCGAUCGACGAUGGUGAGGCCGGUGGAGCCGACGCCGCAGCGAAGGCUGUGGAACUCCAACCUGGAUCUGGUGGUGCCGCGGUUCCACACGCCGAGCGUGUACUUCUAUCGUCCGGUUGGAUCGGCGAACUUCUUUGACGCGGAGAUGAUGCGCGACGCGUUGGCCCGAGCGCUGGUGCCCUUCUACCCCAUGGCUGGGCGGUUGGCUCGUGAUGAGGACGGACGGAUUGAGAUCGAUUGCAACGGCGAGGGGGUUCUGUUUGUGGAGGCGGAUGCCGAGGCUACGGUGGAUGACUUCGGCGACUUCGCACCCACCAUGGAGCUGAAGCAGCUCAUCCCAAAGGUAGACUAUACCGAAGACAUCUCCGCCUUCCCGCUGUUGGUCCUCCAGGUUACACACUUCAAGUGUGGUGGUGCAGCUUUGGGUGUCGGUAUGCAACAUCAUGCAGCUGAUGGCUUCUCUGGCCUUCACUUCAUCAACUCUUGGUCCGAUGUUGCCCGUGGCAUAGGCAUCACUAUCCAACCAUUCAUCGAUCGAACCCUCCUCCGUGCUCGUGACCCACCCAACCCCUCUUUUACUCACAUUGAAUACCUGCCCCCUCCUUCCAUGAAGGACUCUCUCCCUUCAAACACCAUGCCCCCAACCAUUAACUCAGCCAAAAGCUCAAGCUCCACCACUGCUGUCAACAUCUUCAAGCUCACCCGAGAACAGCUUAACCUCCUCAAAGCUAAAGCUCCGCCAGGUGGUAACUACAGCACAUAUGUCCUCCUUGCUGCUCAUGUAUGGAGGUGUACAUGCAUAGCGCGUGACCUCCAACCAGACCAGAUGACCAAGAUGUACAUUGCAACUGAUGGUCGGCAGAGAAUACAACCACCACUUCCACAAGGCUACUUUGGGAAUGUGAUCUUCACAGCAACACCCAUUGCACCAGCAAGCGAGGUGGCCUCUUCGGAGGGUGGUCCUUCCCCAGCAGCCAAGACUAUCCUGGAGGCUUUGUCGAGGAUGGAUGCCAGCUACUUGCAAUCAGCAUUGGACUACCUAGAGAUGCAGCCGGAUUUGGGGGCUCUGGUCAGGGGUGCUCACACAUUCAGAUGUCCAAACAUUGGGCUCACUAGCUGGGUGCGUCUACCAAUCCAUGAUGCCGACUUCGGUUGGGGUCGGCCAAUUUUCAUGGGUCCAGGUGGCAUCGCUUAUGAGGGUCUAUCAUUUGUCCUGCCAAGCCCCACUGGGGAUGGUAGCCUCUCAUUAGCCAUCUCCUUGCAGCCUGACCACAUGCUAAAGUUCCAGAAGCUCAUCUAUGAUAUCUAAACCUACGAGAUUGUUGGAGUAGUGGGAGCAAAACUUGAACUGUUUUUUGUUUUUCCUCGGAUGGAAGUUCCGAAGGUGUCUGUGUUGUUCUGUGAUGGAUUCUUGCUAUAUGAAUUCUUCUGCAAUAGGUUGUUUUUAUUGUAUAACUAGUAUAGGGUCAAAGUUUACACCGAAGGAAAGGAAUCAAUGUCAACUUUCAGCAUUAAUUCAUACUUCAAAGUACCAACUACCAACUGCAGAUGUACCAGUAUCCAACAACCAUACUUGAAGGUUGUCAUUCAUCACUUGAAAUACUGAAGCAAAUUGUUACCUUGUUUAUCAUUUAUAUACUGUUUAUUUCAGGGUUUAAGAACA